GUCCGCCCACGAGAAUUCGAAGCAACAAAAUAAAUCCAGCUUCCCCGGGAAUGCGGAGGUAACUUUCUUUCCCUUUUCAAACAGUUUCUCAGCAUGACUGUCCAAGAUCUCAAGGGACAGGCUGAUACUACUGUCCCAGAGCGAACGCGACUGCACAUUACUCCGCUAAAUGAGACGCUAUUGAAAGCGUAUAUCCCGCCGUCUCUACUGCCUAGUGCGACGAACAUAUCCUUUCAUUCUCUUCAGACAUUUCCCGAGCGCAUCUACGGCUACGUGGAACUGCCAACAGCAGACGCGGAACGCAUCAAGAAGAAGCUGAACGGGGCAAUUCUGAAAGGGUCAAAAGUUCGCAUUGAAGAAGCUGCGCCCAAAAAGUUUGACCCUGCAGAUCCGCCGGCCACUGCUGUGGAAGUCGGGGCUGGAUUGGACCAAGGCAAAGAUAAAAGCGAAAAACUUGACGAGUUGAACGAAGGAAAAUUGCCUGAACCAAGCAAGAAGCGCAAGCGCGAGGACGGCGUUCUGCCUGGAUUCCAACUACCGGAUAACCGCAACGUCAAGCGCGGCUGGACUGAGCCUCCGUCAUAUAAGAAGAAUAGAAAAAUGACGAAAAAGGAAGAGCAAAAGCAUAAGAAGAGAACGCAAAAGUCUCUGUACACGCCAAACCCAGAGUGUCUGUUCCGCACGACGCUCCCGCCGAAUGUCGCGUCUUCAGUUCAUGCCGAUGGGUCUGAAUCUGGGGCCAAGGCGAAAAAGGGCAAGCUCACGGGUGAAUCAGGACGAGAAACGACUGUGCAUGAGUUUGCAAAUACUAAAAAGGAGUUGAGCUUUCUGAAGCAAGCUGGCGCUGCCGCCGAGGGUGCAAAGAGUCCGUUGGCAUAUGUUGAUGGAAAAGGAUGGGUGGACGAGCAGGGAAAUCUAGUGGAAGAGCCGAAGAAGGGAAAGAAGGGAGUUCCAGUGGGUGUAAAGGGGGUAGGAAAGUUGCCAAAAGAACGAUUUGUCCGGAUGGAUAGUGAGAGUGAGGACUCGGAGGCGGAGUCGGAAGAAUCGGAAGACUCGGAAGACUCGUCAGAGGACGGGGCUGACGACAGAAAAAGGAUAGAGGAUGAGACGUCGUCCAGUGGAUCAUCAUCAGAGGAAGAGGAGAGCGAGGCGUCACAAUCUAGCUCCGAGUCCGAGUCAGACGACGAAGAAUCCGAGUCUGAAGCAGAAGAAGUGGCAGCGAAGAAGACUACUAGUGCAUCAAAGCCAACUGUCCAAAUCGCUUCUACGAAGAAAUCUCAGGCCUCAAAAGACGCAUCAUCCGAGUCGGACUCUGAGUCUGCCUCCGCCUCCUCUUCUGCCGAAGAAGAGAGCUCUUCCGAAGAGUCUGCCUCCUCAUUACCACAACCACAACCAUCAUCAUCGUCAUCAUCAUCCAAGCCCGCAGUCAUCAAAGAUCAAGCCCCAGACGCAGAAGCAAUGGACAUUGAUUCUCCUGCUACCGCCGAGGAACAAGAAAUCCACCCCCUCGAAGCACUCUUCAAAAAGCGACCCCCUCCUUCUAUUUCCGCUCCUUCUUCUCACGCUGCCGGCGAAGGUCCGUCCUCGUCCAGAUCACACCAACAACCAGCUGGACAACCGGAAGAAGAAUCUUCAGGAUUCGGAUUCAGUUUCUUUGGCGCAGACGAAGAGGACGAGCCGGAUGUUACUGCUGAUCAUGCUGCUCCGUCUGAUUCUCAUCUUCCUGUAGCUUCUGCCCCAUCUGCAUUCUAUACCGAUGCCCAUGCCCAUGCCCAUGCCGACGAUCGAUAUCUCCGCUGGAACGCCGAAGGCGAUGUCGUCGACCAUGACGCUGACCACGACGGCUACGACGUUGAUGACGAGUACGCAGGUGCAGAUGCAGACGCAGGCGGGCAAGAAGGACAGGAAAGUGCGUUUGCGAAAUGGUUCUGGGAGAAUCGUGGCGACACGAACCGCGGAUGGAAACGCCGGCGGCGAGAAGCAGCCAAGGAGCAGAGACAGCGCGAGAACCGACGCUUCGGGAAGAAGUUAUUCGGAUAGUUUUGUAGUAUUUCUUUCCUAUCUUUCCUUUCUCUUAUUUUCAUAUUUUUCUACUUCUAUUGCAUUCAUAUUCUUCAUUCGUAGGUUUUCUACUUUUUCCCUUUUCUCUUGUUUUUCCAUCUCCACGUCUCAUUUCCAUGCUAGGACAAUCAAAAGUGUUUGUAACUGUGGAUAGUAUAGCCUGAUACCAAUAUACAAAG
This is a messenger RNA of Xylona heveae TC161, 2240 nucleotides long. RefSeq lists its product as hypothetical. The transcript has a single exon. Lineage: Eukaryota; Fungi; Ascomycota; Xylonomycetes; Xylonales; Xylonaceae. Bases 94 to 2040 code for a protein of 648 amino acids. The record is from RefSeq and is a predicted model, not a curated record.